Numida meleagris (helmeted guineafowl) is the source of this 1846-nucleotide messenger RNA. It is a transcript of the gene OPN4, whose product is annotated as opsin 4. The transcript is spliced from 13 exons. Bases 260 to 1846 code for a protein of 528 amino acids. Gene Ontology annotation, biological process: visual perception; G protein-coupled receptor signaling pathway. Lineage: Eukaryota; Metazoa; Chordata; Aves; Galliformes; Numididae. Gene Ontology annotation, molecular function: G protein-coupled receptor activity. Gene Ontology annotation, cellular component: membrane. The record is from RefSeq and is a predicted model, not a curated record.
CUGCAGGAUCCUGUAUUUAAAUGGAAGCUGCCGCUACUGCCCUUUGCUAAGCUGAAGAUGGAGUAAAGCAAGCUGAAGCUGUGGUGAGAAACUCUGCACUAGAUCUUCCGCUAUUCCAGAAAGAGAAUCCGACAAUCUGCUUUACACAAACACAAAGCCCGUUCAAAGGGGGAUAUCUUUGUCUGAAGACUCCAUCGGCACCAAAAUUGUGGAGUCCCUCAACUCAUGGAAUGACUCGAAAGGGUUUGCCUACACACUGAUGGACCUGCCUCUUAGAGCCCCAACAAAGAUGACAGUGAAAGAUGUUCGUGGUGCUUUUCCUACAGUGGACGUCCCAGACCAUGCCCAUUAUACAAUUGGAACAGUCAUUCUUAUCGUGGGGAUCACAGGAACUCUGGGUAACUUCCUGGUCAUCUAUGCUUUCUGCAGGAGUAGGACCCUUCAGAAACCAGCCAACAUAUUCAUCAUCAAUCUAGCUGUUAGUGACUUCCUUAUGUCCAUUACGCAGUCUCCAGUUUUUUUCACCAACAGUCUCCACAAACGUUGGAUUUUUGGUGAGAAAGGCUGUGAGCUGUAUGCCUUCUGCGGAGCUCUUUUUGGCAUUACAUCUAUGAUCACUUUGAUGGUGAUUGCCUUGGACAGAUACUUUGUCAUCACAAAACCUCUGGCUUCUGUUCGAGUGAUGUCUAAGAAGAAGGCCAUUUUAAUCCUGGUAGGCGUCUGGCUGUACUCUUUGGCUUGGAGCCUCCCACCCUUCUUUGGAUGGAGUGCCUAUGUUCCUGAAGGCCUGCUGACUUCCUGUUCUUGGGAUUACAUGACUUUCACACCAUCAGUCCGUGCCUACACAAUGCUGCUUUUCUGCUUUGUUUUCUUCAUUCCUUUGAUUGCUAUCAUAUACAGCUAUGUAUUUAUAUUUGAGGCUAUCAAGAAGGCCAACAAGUCUAUACAGACAUUUGGAUGCAAACAUGGAAACAAAGAGUUCCAGAAACAGUAUCAUAGGAUGAAGAAUGAGUGGAAGUUGGCCAAGAUUGCACUGAUCAUCAUCUUGCUUUAUGUCAUUUCCUGGUCACCAUACUCUGUUGUUGCCCUGGUAGCUUUUGCUGGGUAUUCUCAUGUUCUAACACCCUUCAUGAAUUCAAUACCAGCUGUGAUUGCCAAAGCUUCUGCCAUCCAUAACCCCAUUAUUUACGCCAUCACUCACCCUAAAUAUAGAACAGCCAUUGCAACAUAUGUUCCCUGCCUUGGAUCCCUGCUGAGAGUUUCUCCUAAAGAGUCACGAUCCUUCAGCAGUUAUCCCUCCUCCAGACGAACCACCAUAACCAGCCAGUCUUCUGAAACAAGUGGGCUGCAGAAAGGAAAAAGGAGACUAUCUUCCAUCUCUGACAGUGAAUCAGGCUGUACUGAUACGGAAACUGAUAUCACCAGUAUGACCUCCAGACCUGCUAGCAGCCAAGUUUCCUAUGAAAUGGGCAAAGAUUCAACCCAAACUAGUGACCUAAGAUGCAAACCUAAACUGAAAAGCCACGAUUCUGGGAUUUUUGGGAAGACAGUUGUAGAUGCGGAUGAAAUACCCAUGGAGGAACUGAAUGUCACAGAGUAUUCUGCUACAUCUACCUGCAAAAUGUCUGAAAAAUGCAAUGGGGAGGAAAUUCAGAGAGGUGAGAGCCUGAGCGGUACUGGACUAAGAAAAGGAGAGUCUCGCCAUAGACCAUCCACAUCUCAGAUACCCAGCAUUAUAAUAACAUACAGCAAUGUACAAGGAGUAGAGCUGCCUUCUGGAUACAGCACUGGUUUCCUGUAUCCGAAGAACAAAAGCCACAGGCAGAACAAGAACUCCAACAGCUGA